GGGAAUGGCGAUGAAGAGCAAGGCGCGCUUCUUCGUGGCUGUUCACGUCGGCGCUGGCUACCACGCUCAAUCCAAUUCCAAGAACUACCGCAGGGCGAUGCGGCGAGCUUGUCUGGCCGCCGCCGCGGUUCUCUCCCAGAGCUCCGGGACCAGCAUGGAUGCCGUUGUGGCAGCGAUCAAAGCCUUGGAGGAUGAUGAAAUUACGAAUGCUGGUCGAGGGUCCAAUCUGACUCAAGAGGGAAACGUGGAGUGCGAUGCUAGCAUAAUGGAUGACUCGGGAUCGUUUGGUGCUGUUGGUGCUACUUCAGGUGUCUCAAAUCCUAUCGAGGUAGCUGCGCUUUUGGCUAAAGAAAGUAGACACGGUUCUUCCUCGCUUGGAUUAAUUCCACCCAUUUUUAUAGUUGGCGAUGGCGCGAGGCAAUGGGCCAAAGAGCAUGGAAUCGAAACCAUGGAGAGUCCGGAGCAUACGCUUGUCACGAAUAGAUCCAAGGAGCAAUGGCUCAAGUAUAAGAACAUGAUGACAAAACAGCCAGAGAGUAAUUUAAGCAGAGAGGACGUGAUGCAGGACACGGUUGGUGCAGUGUGCGUGGACGACAAAGGAAAUAUUUCGGCUGGAGUUUCUAGUGGUGGUAUUGCUAUGAAAGCUAAAGGUCGAGUCGGACUUGCUGCGGUGUAUGGAUGCGGUUGCUGGGCAACAUCAAACUUAUCAUCUUCCGUGGGUUGCAGCACAUCAGGAGCAGGAGAGAGGCUUAUCAAGUCUCUUUUGGCGCGUGAAUGCUGCGAUUCUUUGUGGGAGUCAGAUGCUGGCCCCGUAAGCGUUUGCUCAGACAUUUUACUGAAGCUUAAUCAAGGACACUUAGACAGUCAAAAACAGGAUGCUGGGAUUCUACUUCUACAGUCUUUCAAGUCAUUCCCUAAUAGAUUGGAAGGAGUUGAAUUCCUCGCAGCACACACUGCUCCAUCAUUUGGUAUAGGAUAUUUUGCGAACUUCAUGGAGCGGCCCAAGGCGUCGAUUCUUAGGCAAAAGCCAGGUGACCACUCAGAAGUGAGAGUUUUGGCAACACGAUUUUUGUUUACGUAGCAUACUGUAGAGACAGUUGAAUAACAGGAUCAGUUGCAGCAA
Selaginella moellendorffii is the source of this 1123-nucleotide messenger RNA. RefSeq names its product putative threonine aspartase. Gene Ontology annotation, molecular function: threonine-type endopeptidase activity. Bases 5 to 1081 code for a protein of 358 amino acids. The transcript is spliced from 11 exons. The record is from RefSeq and is a predicted model, not a curated record. Gene Ontology annotation, biological process: protein maturation. Lineage: Eukaryota; Viridiplantae; Streptophyta; Lycopodiopsida; Selaginellales; Selaginellaceae.